AUGGAACAAUCCUCACGAACUUCGAAAACCGAAACUCCGAGAGUCCACUCUCCUCAAGAGCUUCCACAAUCAAUCUCGCGGUCUGCUGCUAUCGUGCACGGAGCUACAACUCAGCUCAACAAGGAUAACAUCGAGAAGAGAGCCGAUGAAAACAAAGCUGUUGAAGAGACUGGCGAGCAGAGGAAGGCCGUUAGAAGCAAGCCAGGUGGAAGCGAAGCUGCAAGAGGUCUAGUCUGGGACUUCAAGGAGUUUGAAAGCAAGAUGCAGAGGCGAUAUGGGCAGCCCGCCGGGACCGCCGAGCCUCGAGUCGAUACGACGGCCAACUCCACCAGCCAUGUCUCGCAAGCAGACUAUCAAUCAAAACAGCCUCACGUACGAGGCCAAAAUACACCUGUUCGAGCGCGUCAGGAUUCACUAGACCUGAGUAGUCCUGUUCCUAGGCUACAGAACGAUCUCGUCCUCCAACAUCAAGCACCAGUAGCAUUGUCUUCCAAAACCCUGGGUCCAGCUACGACCUCAACAACCAGAACUUCAGCACAUAUGAACUUCGAUUCACAAUUCCGCUUAAUCAACGCCAAGAGAGUCACUCGUGACGACGUCCAGGCUGUCCUGCAGUAUGCGAAGAAGCGUCGUGCCGACGGAAAAGCCGUUGGCCUCCAGGAUCGAUACAACCAUGUCAGAAUUUUCAUGCGGUACGAAGUGAUUGACAGCAGUAUCCCCGUCAUCGAUCAACAUAACUACAAGGACCCAAGCGUCCUGACUGCUAUCGAAGAGGAGAAACAGCGAGCUGCCGACGCCGACGCCGUCAGGGCCGCGCACACAUGGGUCCGUCGAGGCACUUGGCGAAAAACUCGUUUCACUGAGGCAUUCCUUGCGAGUCAAGAUCUGGAACAACUCAACAAGAUUAACUGCAUGGACGCUGCAGCCAGAACCAAGCUUCGCGAGAGAACGACCGAUACCAAGAUCUCAGUCUUGUGCGGCAUGACGCACGACAUGCGGAAAGCGCUGGAAGUGUUGCUCAUCAAACGCAUAUAG
This is a messenger RNA of Cyphellophora attinorum, 1035 nucleotides long. RefSeq lists its product as uncharacterized. Lineage: Eukaryota; Fungi; Ascomycota; Eurotiomycetes; Chaetothyriales; Cyphellophoraceae. Bases 1 to 1035 code for a protein of 344 amino acids. The record is from RefSeq and is a predicted model, not a curated record. The transcript has a single exon.